AUGUUCCCUCACCAGGGCGGCCACGGUCAGCUUCCCACCCACUGGCAGCCGCCGACCUCGCAGCAGCCUGCCAACGGCGCCUACCCUCCGCCAGCUCAUAUCAACACCACUCUCCCUCCUCCUCCCCAUCCGCAAGAGCCUCGCCCCGACAUGGCCGCUCACCAACACCCUCAACACCAGCAGCCGUACCGUCUCCCGGGACCUCAUGAGUGGACGCGGGCGCCUCCUCCGCCAGACCCGUACCGAGGGCAACCGCCUCCGCCCAACUACCAGCAUCACCAACCUCCUGCACCGCGCCAGCGAACCGCAAUUGCCUGCCGCUACUGCAGGAGACGCAAGAUCCGGUGCUCAGGCUUCGAGGCCACCGAGGACGGCCGCUGCUCAAACUGCAUGAGGUUCAACCAGGACUGCAUCUUCACGCCCGUGUCUGCGCAGACGCAGGCCUUUGUUCCCGCGCACACUGUUUGGCGUGGAGUCGGGCAGCCUCCGCCAAUGUACGGCGCAUAUGGGCAACCGCUCCCACCGGCGGGCCAUGCGGAACCGUAUGCCCAGCCCCCGCGUGGGCAGCAAUAUUUGCCUAGCCCUACAGGCGCCCCAGGUCCGUACCAAGCUCCUUCUACCUUUGGUCCAUCUGCUCCGUACGAUGAUGCGAGCCGUGAUCCGCUGAGCGGCAGGAAGAGGCCCUACCCAGAGCCUCACACUCCGACCCUGCCUCCGCCAAACCCCGGCUCAGCGUCACAGCUCCCUCAUCGGGGCGCUGGACAAGACUAUAGCUAUGCAGAACCGCCGUCUCUAACCAGCGCUGCGUCUCCAGCGAGCUCUUCAGCAUCGUAUCCCUCGGCUCCUCCACCACCAGCUACUCAGCCGUAUUAUGGUGCCCAGCAACCUCGUCGAGCAUCUCCGCAGGGUGCUUACCCAUAUGAUGCGAAUCGCGCCUCGUCUUCACCGCAUGCGCAUGCCCCAACAACACCGGGUGCCUCGCCGUACUACUCAGCUCCUCCCCAGACUAACGGCGCACUGCACCCUAUGCCACCCCGGAGCGACGGCCCGACCCCGCCGCCAACCUCGCAGCCGUCCAGUAGACCGGGUAUGCGCAUCAACGACCUCGUCAGCGACAACGGCAACGGACGCAGCUCGACCGAUUCCAACAUGCUCAACAUGCUCAAUCGCCGGCCCAUGUAG
This is a messenger RNA of Trematosphaeria pertusa, 1182 nucleotides long. RefSeq lists its product as uncharacterized. The transcript is spliced from 3 exons. The record is from RefSeq and is a predicted model, not a curated record. NCBI's taxonomy places the organism in Eukaryota, Fungi, Ascomycota, Dothideomycetes, Pleosporales, Trematosphaeriaceae. Gene Ontology annotation, biological process: regulation of DNA-templated transcription. Gene Ontology annotation, molecular function: zinc ion binding; DNA-binding transcription factor activity, RNA polymerase II-specific. The coding region runs from base 1 to 1182 and encodes 393 amino acids.